Molecule: messenger RNA, 1598 nt
Organism: Centropristis striata (black sea bass)
Lineage: Eukaryota; Metazoa; Chordata; Actinopteri; Perciformes; Serranidae
Product: GTP-binding protein Rhes-like
Exons: 1
Coding region: 243-869 (208 amino acids)
Molecular function (GO): GTPase activity; GTP binding
Source: RefSeq, a predicted model, not a curated record
CAACUUUGAGGAGCUUUGACACAGAGCCACAGCCAGCUUAACAAACCUGGCAGGUGAAGUAAAGCAAGGGGAAAAAAGCUCAAGAAGAAGACUCUCAAGAAACUGCUGAAGGGAAGAUUUUCAAGGAAACUAUUUGAAAUUUGAAGUCAGUUUUACUGCAGCUGUUGUAACCACUGACAGGAAGUGAGUAAAGACAGUUUUGGACAUAAUUUCUUUACUAAUUUUGGCCAGAAAAAAGCAGCAUGUCUCUAGAGGUGAAGGAGAAGACCCAGGUGCGUUUAGUCUUUCUGGGGGCAGCAGGAGUAGGAAAAACAGCCCUGAUCCAACGCUUUCUACAAGACACAUUUGAGCCCAAACACAGGCGCACAGUGGAGGAGCUGCACAGCAAGGAGUAUGACAUCGGAGGGGUCAAGAUCACAGUGGAGAUCCUGGACACCAGUGGCAGCUACUCCUUCCCAGCCAUGCGCAAGCUCUCCAUCCAAAACAGUGACGCCUUCGCACUGGUGUACGCCGUGGAUGACCCCGAAUCCCUGGAGGCUGUCAAGAGCCUCCGAGAUGAGAUUCUGGAGAUCAAGGAGGACAAGUACACGCCAAUCGUGGUGGUGGGGAACAAGGUGGACCGGGAGCAGGAGCGCCAGGUGUCCAACGAGGACGUGCUGUCAACCGUAGAGAUGGAUUGGAACAACAGUUACCUGGAAGCGUCGGCGAAGGAGAACGCCAACGUGGUGGAGGUGUUCAAGGAGCUCCUGCAGCAGGCAAACCUCCCCAGCCGCCUCAGCCCCGCGCUGCGAAGACGCAGGGAGACCUUUCCUAAAGACUCCAGCUUCCGACCGCCCAUGAACAAGACCAACAGCUGUAUUCUGUCGUAAUGAUGGACAGAGGAAGAGAAGUGCGUUGUUUCAUGAAGGGACAAGAGAUGAGAGCACUCGAUGCUGCUGGUCAGAGAAAAAGAAAAAAAGGAAAAGCUUGGACUCAGCGGGGGCAGAAAGUGACGGGUUAAGUGAUUCUGGAGCCGCAAAGACACUCCAGCGUUCACAACCAGAGGAAAAAAACUGAAGAGGUGAACCGUAUUAAGACCUCACUUGAACAGACUGCCAGUGGAAGGAAGGAAGCCGCAUUAACUACUCAGUUUACUAAAUGUAAUGUUGUUGCUGCUUAUUUGGUGACAUGCUGCUGGUGUUUAGAUCAAUGUAUACCUUUUGGAUUUUAAAUUAAAAUUACAUCAAGAUUUGGACUGUUUCAGACAGAUUGUUCAUGAAGGGAAAGUGUAUAUAUGUUGUGCAAAGGUUGUAUGUCUCAUGUAAAUGCUUUUAAUUUCAUAAUUCAGUGUAUGUAGCACAUCAUGUUUACAUUUUUUUUAUUCAAUUCCAACUUGCCCUCAAGCAUAUUACUUGUGUUGUUUUUUUAAACGUGGUGAAAUGCAAAUGUUGACUGUUAAGGCACUUUUCAUUUUUAAAUGACACUUCAUAAUGAUGUUUUUAGGUUGUGUUUUUUUUAUAAUUAAACAUUUUUAUCAUGGCAUAUUCUCUCUCAAAUGUUAUUUUACUGUUUAUUCAACAAGUGUAUGUUGAAUGUGGAUCUAAAUGUGUAAUAAAAAG